ACCAAGUCCUCAAUCUAUACAAGAGUCCCAAGUAUGUUUCCCUCCCAUUCGAUCCCUCUCCUCCUCCUUUCUUUCUUCCUUCUUCUCGGCACAAGCUUCAGCGCCGACCCGCUUUACCACAUCUGCUUCGGCAAAGAUAACUACACUUCCGGCAGCCCUUUCAAAACCAAUCUCGACAGCUUGCUCGGUACCCUCGUUUCCAAGGUCCCUCCUAGCGGGUUCGGAACCGGCUCGAGCGGCAAGGGGAGUGAUCAGGUGUACGGGCUUGCCCUUUGCCGAGGCGAUGUAUCAAGCUCCGACUGCAAAAGUUGCAUCUCCUAUGCAGGCCCGGAGCUGCUGCAGCGGUGCCCUACCCAGAAGGGUGCUAUUAUUUGGUAUGACUAUUGUCUCCUCAAGUAUUCCAACGCGUCAUUCUUUGGCAAGAUCGACAACAAGAACAAGUUCUACUUGCUCAACGUGCAGGAUGUCGACAUGGACUUCAUGGAAUUCUACAGGAAGAUAAAGGAACUGCUGAGCAGCUUGACGGACAAAGCCGUGGCGGGUCCCAAGAAGUACGCGUACGGUGAACUCGGGCUUGGAGGGUUCAAGACCCUGUUCGGCUUGGCUCAGUGCACGAGGGAUCUAUCGGUAGAUGACUGCAAGACGUGCCUCGAGGGCGCAAUAAGUGACCUGCCGAGCUGCUGCUAUGGCAAACGAGGAGGGAGGACCGUUGGUGCUAGUUGCAACGUUAGAUAUGAACUUUACCCUUUCGUCGAUGUUUGAGAUUUGUUUGAAACUCAAUAAUCCCCGCAAAUGGAUGCGCCACGUAUGGUGCAUCAUAGUUUGAAGAAAUCAAAUCCAAUAAUGGAUGAAUCUCACGAGGAUGUUUAGUUUUUUCAGGUUUUAGCUUUAUAUGAAACAAAUUUCCUGUA
Messenger RNA from Syzygium oleosum, 911 nucleotides. RefSeq names its product cysteine-rich repeat secretory protein 38-like. NCBI's taxonomy places the organism in Eukaryota, Viridiplantae, Streptophyta, Magnoliopsida, Myrtales, Myrtaceae. The coding region runs from base 34 to 762 and encodes 242 amino acids. The transcript has 2 exons. The record is from RefSeq and is a predicted model, not a curated record.